AUGGCAGUGGCAUACUCAGGUGACACAGGACGCCCAGCUGGUUCUUGUCUUUCCGUUACGCAGGAAUGCCACGAGACAGACAGGACUCAGACCUGGAUGUUCAUCCUGAAAGAAGACACCCUUGCACUCCUUUCGCAGAUUGGAACGAGCCGAAUGUUGAGAUGGCAGAUGGCAAACACAGCAUCGACUAUGUCACCACUGCGAUUGUUUCCAUUGGAAAGCCAGCUGCCGAGUGCUGCAACUCAGGUGUUUCCGGUUCUUUUAGUGUGCAGAGAGGCUUCAUUUGUGCAGCUGACGGCAAGCUUAAUGCACAAGGGCUGUUGCAUGGUUGCAAAGUGGCUGCAGGUUGAGGUGCUACAGGAGUUUGCUGAAGUCGUUCCCUUCUCUGCACAUGCUUGGGCGAGAUGGUCGGCCAGACUCAAACUUGGAUGCUUAUCAUGGAAGUUGUAA
Messenger RNA from Effrenium voratum, 450 nucleotides. The record is from the annotation of a GenBank genome assembly. Lineage: Eukaryota; Dinophyceae; Suessiales; Symbiodiniaceae.